Molecule: messenger RNA, 927 nt
Organism: Malassezia vespertilionis
Lineage: Eukaryota; Fungi; Basidiomycota; Malasseziomycetes; Malasseziales; Malasseziaceae
Gene: RPS25
Product: 40S ribosomal protein S25
Exons: 6
Coding region: 1-927 (308 amino acids)
Source: RefSeq, a predicted model, not a curated record
AUGGCCAUUCUAACAGAGCUUUCGAGCGACGUUGCGGGCGAAGGACUCUGUCAGCGUGACGUACAUACGGGUACAAUUUAUGUCGAUGCGCAUGGAAAGCGGGUAUCGGCACCGCUCGAUGCGGAAGACUAUGUUCUCGACGAUUCAGACGAGGACGAGCUCGUGGAAGACGAGUCGAAUGCGCAGACGCUGUAUGCCCAGGUGGAAGACAAUAAGCUGGAUGCGUCCACGGAGUUCAAGCUAGAUUUAAUUAUUUGGUGCAUGCCGUUCUUGUUUAUAUUUGAGCUUCUGAAUAUUCUUAUCCAGCAGCAGUACCACGAGACCGUGACGGUGACUGGCGAGAUCAAAACGGUCGCUACACGACUGCCUCCGUUGUGCUUGCUGAUUUGGUGGACGCAACGAGAAUCACGCCGCUGGCUGGUGCAGCUUACGAUGCUGUCUGUCGGCACAGUCUCAGGUGCCUACUUUAUAUACCUGGUCAACGAUGCAUCCUACCUCGCGAACAUGGCCCAAACGCCGGCGCUGGGCACAUUGUGGAUUUAUGCAAUUGUGCGGCUGGACCUUACUUUUGGUGGCCUUUUGGAAACCGCGCAGCGCUCUUUUCGUCACCACCAAGUCAAGAUGCCUCCCAAGAAGUCUGCCAUCGCGGCUGCGGCGAACAAGACCGGCAAGAAGAAGAAGUGGUCGAAGGGCAAGGUCAAGGACAAGGCCCAGAACGCCGUUUACCUUGACAAGAUCCUGUACGAGCGUGUGAUCAAGGAGGUGCCCACCUUCAAGAUGAUCACUCCUUCUGUGCUCAUUGACCGUCUGAAGAUCAAUGGCUCCAUGGCGCGCCUUGCUAUUCGCCACUUUGAGCGCGAAGGCCAGAUCAAGCCUUUGAUUCACCACAACGGCCAGCUCGUUUACACGCGUACUGGCAGCGACUAA